ACUCUCAAAUUCCAUGCUAGAACUUUCAUCCAAUAAAAAAGUUUUUAUUGGAAAGCGUGUCAGGUUUGAUUAUAUCGCCUGGGAAACAGUCUCGUACGGGCGAAGGAAACAAAUUUCAAUCGUAAGCCCAAGCUAAUUUCCAGUCUCUUCUUCUUCUUCGGUUUCUGUAAUUUUGGUUUAAUAAUGGCGAAUACCGAGUUGAAAUCCGAUAAUUUGUUUGAGAUGAUGAAGGCUCACUUGGCUAGUGAUGCUGGUAAAGAGCUCACCAAGAAGAUCGGCCUCGUUUACCAAAUCAAUAUUGCCCCCAAGAAAAUUGGAUUUGAUGAGGUUUCUUACAUUGUUGACCUCAAGAAAGGAGAGGUUACCAAAGGUAAAUAUGAAGGGGGAAAGCCUGAUGCUAUAUUUUCGUUCAAGGAUGAUGAUUUUAUGAAGGUUGCCACUGGAAAGAUGAAUCCACAGAUUGCUUUUAUGAGGGGUGCGAUGAAGAUUAAGGGGAGCUUGAGCGCAGCUCAGAAAUUCACUCCUGACAUUUUCCCAAAGCCUGCAAAGAUGUGAGCAGAGAUGCUAAUGUAUUAUGUGUUAGUUCUUUCGUAUGUUGCCCCAAGUGGGAAAAUUAUAAAUGGACUGUCAACCUCUUUCUUUGAUAGUACACUUGACUUUUGUCAUUGCUUUAUAUAUUAGAUUACCAGAUCGUAAGGCGACUAAUCCACAAGGGUUUGGACUAUAAGGUUCCCCAAUACAUUAUAUUGAACAACUUCGAUA
Messenger RNA from Gossypium raimondii (Peruvian cotton), 762 nucleotides. RefSeq names its product sterol carrier protein 2. Gene Ontology annotation, cellular component: cytosol. The record is from RefSeq and is a predicted model, not a curated record. The transcript has 4 exons. NCBI's taxonomy places the organism in Eukaryota, Viridiplantae, Streptophyta, Magnoliopsida, Malvales, Malvaceae. The coding region runs from base 184 to 555 and encodes 123 amino acids.